GUACAAUGCUUGUCGACCCUGAUACCUCUGGUCCUCUUGUAUUUCUAGUCAUUUUUCCAUUAGCUUUUACAAUGACCGCAUUUUAUAUAUGGACACUUCAAUCAAUUACAACUACUCUUCAAACUCUUGAAAUUCGUAGACACGAAGAGUUAGCGCAGGAUGACGACGAUGAUUUGGAGAAUAACAGUCAUGCAUUGGAAAGUCUUGGCUACGAACAGAUAAAAUAUAGAAAUCCCACACGAGAUCAUAGCGAGACUGAAAGAUUGCACGGUAAUGGGACUGCAAUAUUUGAUAUUGGGGAUGAACACGAUGGUGAAUGGGACGAUGAUGAAGAAUCAACUUUAAGGGCAAGUAGAAGAGAUAGUUCUGGAAGUCAUGAGUCACCACCUAGGCGUGACGAAGAAAUAACUCAUGCUGAUCAAGAAAUUUCAAAAUUAAAUUAA
Messenger RNA from Racocetra fulgida, 443 nucleotides. Lineage: Eukaryota; Fungi; Glomeromycota; Glomeromycetes; Diversisporales; Gigasporaceae. The record is from the annotation of a GenBank genome assembly.